AAAGUUUGACUCUCACGUGCCAAGAAAUAAAAGCCCAACCUUAUGACGUCUGUUGGACGUGCACGUGCGGGCGAGUGGGUAGGCGUGGAUGAUAGCAAGUGUUGGAUCAUGUUGGAUUGAGGAUUGAAAGGACAGACAAUUUAUACGACUGAAUUUCGGACCUAAAACAUUCCAAUAACACGUUUUAAUAAAUCGCUGCACAAUGUUGGACGGAGUGAAACACAUCAUUAUUGUUUUAUCUGGGAAAGGAGGCGUGGGAAAAUCCACUGUCAGUACCCAGCUCGCGUUGUGUUUGAGAGAAGGAGGAUACAAGGUGGGGCUACUGGAUGUGGACUUGUGUGGUCCUAGUAUUCCUCAUCUUUUAAAUCUCGAAGACCAGGAUGUGCAUCAGGCCCCACAAGGAUGGAUUCCAGUGUAUGCUGAUAAAGAGAAACAAUUAGCAGUUAUGUCUAUCGGAUUCUUGUUGAAGAGUAAAAAUGAUUCAAUAGUUUGGAGGGGACCAAAAAAAACAGCUAUGAUCAGACAGUUUUUAAAUGAUGUAUACUGGGAAGAUCUUGAUUAUUUAAUUAUUGACACCCCACCAGGAACAUCUGAUGAGCAUAUAACUGUAAUGGAAAAUCUGAAAUCUCUGUCUGGAGAUGUGAAUGCUAAUUGUAAGAACUCAGCUGAAUUGUCUGCAACAUCUACAAUCAUGGAAGACAUUUUCUUUAGACAUAUGAGAUGUGAUGGAGCCAUUUUGGUCACUACUCCACAAAUUGUUUCCGUAGAAGAUGUUAAAAAGGAACUCAGCUUCUGUGAAAGAACAAAAAUUCCAGUUUUAGGAGAAUGUUCAAACAUCUUCUCUGUGGGAGGCGGCAGGGCAAUGGCUGAAAAGGCUGGAAUACCUUUGUUGGCGGAACUGCCCAUUGAUCCAAGGGUGUGGCAGAGCAUUGAGAAAAGAAGUAGUUGUGUGACCCUGAUGCCUGAAACUACCAUAGCAAAAAAAUUUUCAGAACUAGCUCUUGCAGUUGUGAAUGCUGUUGGAGAGAAUAACUGAAUGGUAUAAUAGAAUGUGUAAGGAAGCUUCAUGAAAGAGUUGAAGCUUUAUUUUUGUGAAUGUAUGACUUGUGACAUAGUUGUAAAUUAUUUGGCAUUUUUAAUUAAAAUAUAUAUUGUUCCAAAAAUGUGCUCAUUCUUUUCCUUGACCUCAUUGUCUUGUUAUUGUUGAAUUUUGUCUUUUAUCACAAUUGCAAAAUACCUGUUUCCUUACUUUCAAAAUAA
Messenger RNA from Gryllus bimaculatus (two-spotted cricket), 1260 nucleotides. NCBI's taxonomy places the organism in Eukaryota, Metazoa, Arthropoda, Insecta, Orthoptera, Gryllidae. The record is from the annotation of a GenBank genome assembly.